This is a messenger RNA of Colletotrichum phormii, 1112 nucleotides long. RefSeq lists its product as uncharacterized. The transcript is spliced from 2 exons. The record is from RefSeq and is a predicted model, not a curated record. Bases 320 to 961 code for a protein of 213 amino acids. Lineage: Eukaryota; Fungi; Ascomycota; Sordariomycetes; Glomerellales; Glomerellaceae.
CAACAGCGGUGGCCGUCGGCCGUCCGUGAAUCCACGGAGCCUACGGGAGUAUGCCGGGAAGGUUGGAUCCAAUGGGGUGUAACUUUCCAGUGUGGCCGGCACCUCACCUUGCCUUAUUUCCUUGUCUUUUAUGGAAAGCAUGGAAGAAAAUCCGCCGGACCCGCGGGAUAGUCGUCUAUACAAGCACUCUCACUCAUUCACUGCUUCUCAUCCGGGUACACAGGAAGGUAUAUAAUUCAGCCUAUACGUGCGCCCCUUCGUCUAUCUCGACGCUCAGAUUACACACCCCGCUAAGUUCUGGCGUAAUCAAAAGACUGAGAUGCACGUCUGCACACUUCCUCAGUCUCCGGUGCAUAUCGUCGGCGGGCAGCGUCGGUCAGCUUGGUAUCACGGUUUGCCGCGCUGGCGACCGAGUAAGGUCAUAUCUUCGAGACCCGCGACACCCUUGAAGCAAGGCUUGCCUGUCAGGUCUCUCAAGCGCUCUCAGCGUUCUCAAUCGCAGACGAUGGCGCGUACAUCUCAAGAUGGUGGUGAUCAGAGAUGGAAGAGCUUCGAUGUGGACGAAAAGCUGCUCGAGGAGAAGGCGUCCUUGGUGGAGGUAUCAGAGUUGGAGGUUAGACCACUACUCGAUCCCGACGAAGAGUAUACCUCUUCGUCUCCGACAGAGUGUCUCCCACGGAAGCGGUCUCUGAAGACCCGCUUCAGGAUUCGGCGUCUUUCGCGGUCGCAGCGCAGUCCUCAAAGCUCGGAGAGCAAGGCUUCGGAGGAGGACUCUCACUCUUCUUCAAGAAACAAGAAGCAGUCGCCCGGUACGCGCAAGUCACAGAGCGAGGACGCCUUCGGAAACCAACGUGGCAGCUCUAUGAACAGCAUGGCUUACCACAUCGCGGUCGGCUUGACAUGGAGCAUGCCGGCCCCUUUCGAUAUGAUGCCCAUAGGAUACCCAACGAGAUUGUUCUAGGGUUGAUGUGCUGUUCGUAACUUGGGAGAGACAAUGAGGGCACGCUGGUGUCGAGGCGUUUUGGAGGUUUGGUAACGGCGUUUGGGUAGCUCGACGGACGGGACUUUUGCUUUGUCUUCUACUUUACAAUAUCCUAUUUGAGAAAUGAGCU